Molecule: messenger RNA, 1656 nt
Organism: Echinococcus granulosus
Lineage: Eukaryota; Metazoa; Platyhelminthes; Cestoda; Cyclophyllidea; Taeniidae
Exons: 2
Coding region: 1-1656 (551 amino acids)
Source: RefSeq, a predicted model, not a curated record
AUGCCACACAGAUCCUCCAGCACUGAGUGUGGCAGUAACAGAAGACGAAGAUGGCAGUGGCUUACUUGUCUCGGCUGCACCAGUCGGUGCACCGGGGAAGUGAGUCUAUUCCAUGCUAUUGCACAGGGAGACUCGGAGGAGUUGGAGCGGUGUCUACAAUACCUCCAGACUUCUCCCAUUCUACUUACAGUGCGACGUGGACAUCCAAACAAAUUGCUCGGCACCUUUUUUCAGGAAUGCUCACCUGCCAUUUGGGCCGUCGAGUGCCGUCAGUGGCAUCUGCUUCCUCUCCUCUCUCACUAUGGUUAUGAUAUUAAUCGUCCUCAACUUUGCCGUCGAUGGACAUGCUUUUGUCGUAACCAGCUCCGUCCCAACAACUCUCCAUAUAGGCGUCUAUGGACCAGGGGUCAAUAUACUUACCAAUCCAUUCUGGAUUACUUCUUCGCAAGUGUUUACGAACGUAUUGGUGAGUUUCAGGAUACUCCUUUGCUUCUGGGGUCUGAUUUUCAGGAAAAUCCUCUCGAACCACUCCUCUCCCACGCUAAUGAACUUCUCUCCCAUGGGGUGGAUGUUCACCGUAUCGAUUCCAUCAUUGUUUUCAACUCCCUGGCCAGUUCUUUCGAUCGGUACAUGUGUCACUACUUCGACGCAAGUGAUAGCAUACUUCCCGACAUCCCCAAAAGAGCUGAUGCUUUCGUGGAGUUAAAAGUGCUUCAGCAUCUCAUUGAGAACGGGUUCUCGGAGUUUGAGUUUAUGGAGUACGUCAGUCCCAACACAAAUUGGUUUGGAAUCCUUAUCUGCCUCCUCGCCCAUCCACGUCUCCCUAAAGUCAUCGAAGCGAAUCGACCUGUCCCCCCUCUCCUGCGCUCCGCUGCUCUCCUCUUUAUCAACCUUCUCGUCUGGAGACACUCAUUCCCUACCUCUAUCGAUCUUCAAGACUGCAUGAACAACUUACGACUUCGAAAGACCUACAUUCGACGCUAUGCUGAUCAGCAGAAUGUCUUUACCGCGCGCGUUGCGAGUAUAAUCAGGGAAAGUGAUAGCCUGUUCCGUUCGCCUCCCACUCUUGGACUCCUUGCUCGAAACCGGAUUCGUGGACUUUUGGGUGGCAGGAGCUUCAAGGCGAAGGUGGCGAGUUUAGGACUACCGCAAAACCUCGCCACUUUUCUCGCUUUAGUGGGCCCCGAACAUAUGGCGUGGAUUAGAACGUCGCCGUUCAUUGUUGCAGUGGCCACUGGCAAGUUGACCGUCGCCUCGUUUGAGGAACUGGAUGGGCUAGGUGAUAAGCUAAGCUCUUCGCUACCGCCGCUGCAGCCGCCAUCGCCACCCACAGUCGAGCAACCACAUCCUUCUCUGCCUCUCCCUCCAUUUUUUACCGAGGCAAUCGAACUCGAAUCACCGGUGAGAUGCGGAACAGUGAAACGACGCGCUUCUGCGUGUCCACGCACUAACCGACUGCAGCCAAUGACGGGUCCCGUGCUCCGCAUCCAGCGCUCGAUGACUGCGGUGGUGCGUGGGCCCCGACCCAGCUCUGCGCCCCUGCUAAAGAAGCCUUACGACAUCCUGCAUCCACUCUUGUACGAUUUGCGUGACGUGGAUGUGGUGCUACUUGACUGCAAGGGUGGAGCUGCAUCUUACUCGCCGGGUCAAUUUUAA